Molecule: messenger RNA, 1044 nt
Organism: Nanorana parkeri
Lineage: Eukaryota; Metazoa; Chordata; Amphibia; Anura; Dicroglossidae
Gene: CLDN12
Product: claudin 12
Exons: 2
Coding region: 137-874 (245 amino acids)
Cellular component (GO): plasma membrane
Source: RefSeq, a predicted model, not a curated record
GAGACUACACUCCCAGAAUCCCCCUGGCGGAAAGGCUGCGCAUGCGCAGUGCGGUGUGUGGGAGUCCAGUUCCCAGGACUGCUGUGCUGCUGCGAUCCGGAGCUCGUGCCGCUGGAAGGUACCACGAUAGAGCAAAAUGGGCUGCCAGGAAGUGCAUGCCGUGACCCUGCUGGCCUUCGUCUGUGGCACGGCCUCCAUCUCGGGCCUGUUCGUUGCCACCCUGCUACCCCAGUGGCGGCAGAUGAGACUGUACACCUAUAACCGCAAUGAGAAGAACUUGACGGUCAGCAUCGGACUGUGGGUGAAGUGCACACGGCAGGAGUGGAGCAGGGAAUGCCUGAUGUACGACACGGAGUGGUACGCUAGCGUGGACCAGCUGGACAUCCGUGUUCUACAGUUCGCCCUUCCCUUUAGCAUCCUGACAGCCAGCUCCGCCCUCAUCCUGUGCCUAACCGGAAUAUGCAACACCACCUUCAGCUCCAACGUGCCGAACUUAAAAAUUGCCAAGUGUCUCGUCAACAGUGCUGGUUGCCAUCUUGUGGCAGGCUUGCUGUACAUCCUAGCUGGCAUCAUUAGCCUGACCCCAUCCAUCUGGUCCAUAUUUUACACCAACGUGUUGAACAGAAAAUAUAGUCCUCUGUUCACCUAUGACAUUGCAGUGUUUGUCGCCAUCGGCAGCUCUGGCGGGAUGUUCGUCACUGCCCUGUUACUGUUUUUGUGGUAUUGUGCCUGCAAGUCCUUGCCAUCGCCAUUUUGGCAGCCGCUGUAUUCUCACGCACCCAGCAUGCACAGCUACAUUCCGCCGUCGUACUCCUCGCGGUCCCGUAUGUCGGCCAUAGAGAUAGACAUUCCCGUGGUUACGCACACUACAUAAAUUGGAUGUGCUAUUUUUAACACUGAACUUUCAUCUCCCAUCUAAGUAGUUGUACGGUGGUCAUUUAAAGGGUCACUCAACCCGAAACAAUAAUAUGGGUUUUCGUUAAUGUUGUUGAGUUGAAUCGUCCACAAGCUUCUCAUCUCUUGGGAUCUCUUGUAGUGAGGCAU